AUGAGGUGCAGGGUGCCGGCCCUGGCGCUGUCCUGGAUGGCCCUCCAGCCCUCCCCGCUCCACACCUCCCCCGUCUCCAGGGACCUGUCCACGCACUUGGCGCCCUGGUCCACGAUCUGGCCGGCGCCCAGCGCGUUGUGGCCCACCUCGCUGUUCCCCAUGUCGGCAUCGCUGGGCAGGCCCACGGCGGUGCCGUGCGCCUUGAUCAGGCGCCAGCGGCCGGGGGCGCUGGCGCGCAGCUCGUCCAUCGCCGGCGUCUCCGCAGCGUGGAUGGCGUUGAACUUGUCGUGGUACUCGGACUCGCCCCAGCCGUCCAGGACCUGUGUGGGGAGCGUGGGGGCGGGGGGGGUGAGGUGGGGAUCGGGGCUGUCGGGGUGCAAGGCCCGGCUGCAAUGGGAGCUGGUCCUGAGCUCAGAGCACGACCGAGAGCCUUCUGGGACUGUGCGGCUACCAUGCAGAACACAGGAGCAUCAUGCAUCGUCCACUCACAACACCCGGAACCCGAAUGCCCCUGCAGCCACGUACGCAGAUCAAUAUGGGCUUGGUCGCCCGGGGAAUGGUGGGGUGGGGCUUCAGCUUGUGCGACUUCAGCAGGGCGACGUCCUCCUGCAAAUGGUCGGGGUGGCCCUGGCCAUGCUGUUUUACACCCAGGGUGUGCGUCGCGGUGUCUGUCAUGAUGUUUGGAUGUUUGCGCUGUACAAAGAAGCUUAA
Messenger RNA from Auxenochlorella protothecoides, 711 nucleotides. RefSeq lists its product as hypothetical. NCBI's taxonomy places the organism in Eukaryota, Viridiplantae, Chlorophyta, Trebouxiophyceae, Chlorellales, Chlorellaceae. The coding region runs from base 1 to 711 and encodes 236 amino acids. The record is from RefSeq and is a predicted model, not a curated record. The transcript has a single exon.